AUGCUGGACACCGGUGAAGUGCGAUUUAAAAAAGGACCAGUGCAAAUUCCAGAAAACAGGAUGCAAGCUUUCGGUCUAUCUGAGUUAACUGUAUCUGGCAAGAAGACCGACGUAAAAGACAAAUUUAUAAAUCAUUGUUUCAAUCGGCAACAGAACUAUCGGCAAACGAGUCAUCAGUCAAUGCAAAAUGCACCCCAGCCGAGCGGGUUCAUCAACACUUGUUGCUUUGGCUUAAGUGCAGAGAAGAAAAUGAGCCAUCAAGUGCCUGACUCAGGGACUGUUACAACUAGCACAGUUUCAAGUUUGCAAAAAGUGGAACCGCUUUCACUCCAAUUUAGUCUGGCUACUCGACCUUUAUCGACUGUCCGGAAGGAUUCAUCAUACCGACAUGGACGGACAACAAUGCUGCCUCAGUAUGUACGAAGGCCCGUUCAAACGGAGCGUUCCGAACGCUACCUUGACCUCAGCAAUUCCCGUAUCACACAACCAGGGACACAAGUCCUUCCAUCAAACAAUCUAUUGUUUAGAAUAACAGGUGAAGAAAAGCCACAACUCACCUUGAAUUCAUUAUUGGAACCCACCAAAAAGGUCACUAUGAACGGUGCUGGUAAUAACGAUAUUGAAGUGCUGUCUGAGGCUUGUGGCAUUCACGAGCAGAUAGAUGCAAAGUACGAGACUUGGAAGCACAAGCCGAUUGUGAAAAAUUCAAAUAUUACAAAUGACACGCAGGUGAAUGCAGCUAGAUCCUGGCUUCCCAAGAUUGACGCUUUAACAGCGCAAAGGGGAAAAGGGGCCCUUCAGAUGACUAAUUGGUCUAUUUUGACUGGGAGAAGAAUUGGUCGAAAAUCCAAGGAUUCUCUCGGAUCUAUCUGGUCAGAUAUUUUACUCGAUAUCGACAAUCCGCUGACAGUCAGACGCAAGAAGCUGGUCACCAACUGUCAUCAGGUUGAUGUAGCAAGUAGGCCAAAGGUCAAUAAACCGUCGCUUAAUCAUAUUGCCAAGCGUAAACAUGAACGCAGAUGUCAGGUUGAUCUGUUGUCAGCACAUGCUCAACUUCAAGAAACAGGCGAGCCGCAGAACUCAGCCAAUGUAAAAGUAGUCAAAAGUAAUCUUGAAAACAUACACCGCCCGUUGAGCACUGUCAAAGAAACCCCUCCAUAUGGGGAAUCACUUCAAGGAGAAGAUGCGAUACAUGAAGAAAACUGGGCCGAGUUUAAACACAGUGCCGUGAAGGAAAACACUGGAUACAGUAGUGACGCAGCUCCUGUCAAUACUUUAAAUGUGAAAGAAAGAAAAUCGCCAAGUGAAUCACCUCAACUUACUGUGAAACCGGGCGCAAACAAUGAGAAGUACCCGUCCAACUCCCAUCUAAAUACAGCGCAAGAAAUUCAAACUAUACCAAGGACAUCACGGACACUUUCCUUACUCCCUGCUUUGAAACGGACUCAAGAGAUUGAGAAUGAUUUAGAACGAAACCCCGUGGGUCAACCUUCAUUGAUAUACCAUACUCCUUCCAAGGAGUUCGUUGUUCAUAAACCUAAGCAAUUCACACCUAUCAGCCCAAGAACUGCUCUUCAGCAACAUGGUUGCGAACUCACUUUUUAUGAACAACAAGAAAUCAAGAAUUAUCCCCAAAUAUGGUUUAUGGGAAUCGGUGCAAACAAAGUUCACGGUGUGAUUGGGGCUUCAGAGAAUGAAGGAUAUGAUGAUGACAAGGGUGGUUACAAAAAGGUCAAACACGACCAUCUUGCUUACCGGUAUGAGGUACUGGAGACUCUGGGAAAAGGGUCCUUUGGUCGCGUGGUUCGUGCACUCGAUCACCAAAGUGCUGAAAUGGUUGCAAUCAAAAUUAUCCGAAACAAUAAACGUUUCUACGAGCAAGCCCAAACAGAAGUCUCUAUACUUCAAGAUCUCAAAAGCGCUGAUCCUUUGUGCCAGCACAACGUGGUACACAUUAAGGAGUGUUUUGAUUUCCGCAAUCACUUUUGCAUUGUUUUUGAGCUCUUAGGAUGCAAUUUUUACGAUUUUUUACGGAAGAGAAGUUACCGCGGCUGUACGUUAGACGCAUUGCGAAAUGUUGCCACUGGUUUACUGCAAUGUCUAUGUUUACUGCUGAAAAGAGGAAUUGUUCAUUGUGACCUGAAGCCCGAAAACAUCCUGACAUCACCGAACAAUCCAUCGGGAAUACGUGUUAUUGACUUUGGUUCCAGCUGUUACACAAAUAAGCAAAUAUACACUUAUAUCCAAUCUCGAUUUUACCGGGCUCCUGAAGUUAUUCUUGGUCUCCCCUAUGGACCACCCAUCGAUAUUUGGAGUUUCGGAUGCAUUCUCCCAGAGUUGUAUAUGGGUCAACCGUUGUUCCCUGGAGAGAACGAGGCUGAACAACUUUCCCGUAUUAUGGAAAUGUUGGGACUUCCUCCGAAACAAUUAUUGGCAAAAGCGAAUCGACGAAACGUAUUUUUCGACUCCUACAUAGGUCCGAAGCGUGACCCUUUUCCUAAAGAACGGUUUGGGGGCACGCCGUAA
This is a messenger RNA of Dicrocoelium dendriticum, 2526 nucleotides long. The record is from the annotation of a GenBank genome assembly. NCBI's taxonomy places the organism in Eukaryota, Metazoa, Platyhelminthes, Trematoda, Plagiorchiida, Dicrocoeliidae.